UCUGGCGACGCUUCAAGCUGCUGGGCGUCCUCAUCAUACGCUGACUUCUAACUCUGCAGCCCGGAUGCUAAUUUAGACUCAUGAGUAAGCAAUUCAAAACUGUCUGCUGCUCCUAGACGGAAAAGAGGAUCUCCUCGCAUCAUUUCUCCUCGCUCUCCACAGUGGGAGUGUUUUCAUGCAGCAUUAGCCUCACAGAUUUGCCUGCGCUCUUUGUCACAGUGCGACCACCUGCACUUGGAACCCGGCAAAAGGCGGUGGCUGUCCACAAGAACACAAGCAGCUGAGACCGGAGCAUUUGUGCAGCUACACCCCCCCAAAGAAAAGCUCCCAGCUGCCCCCCCGCCUGCUCCAGAAGCAUGUCGUCCACCGGGGAAGUACCAGGCUUCUUCAAGAGCAUGGGCUCCGACAGCCCGGCCAGGCCGAGGCAGCAGUUCUGUGGCAUGUUCUGCCCGGUGGAGGGCUCCUCCGACAGCAAGACGCUGGACUUUGACGCGCUCUCGAUGUGCAGGGGCCGGAGCGACAGAGGCGUCAUUGACCGGCAGACCGACAUCUCCCAGCCGAGGAAGGUGGAGAUCAGGUUGAGCACCGGGAAAGAAGCUCUGCAGAACCUGGACGAUAAAAGGAGUGACCGUCUCCUCAUUAAAGGGGCGAAGAUCGUGAACGAUGACCAGUCGUUCUGUGCUGACAUCUACAUCGAGGAUGGAGUCAUCAAACAAAUUGGGGAAAACCUCAUCGUGCCCGGCGGGGUCAAAACCAUCGACGCCCACAGCCGCAUGCUGAUGCCGGGCGGCCUCGACACGCACACUCGUUUCCAGAUGCCGGAUCGAGGCAUGACGUCUGCAGACGACUUCUACCAGGGGACCAAGGCCGCGCUCGCCGGAGGCACCACCAUGAUCAUUGACCACGUGGUACCGGAGCCCGGCGUCAGCCUCCUCGCCGCCUUCGAGCAGUGGCGCGAAUGGGCCGACAGCAAGUCCUGCUGCGACUACUCUCUGCACGUGGACAUCACCGAGUGGCACCGGGGCAUCCAGGAGGAGAUGGAGGCGCUGGUGAAGGAUCACGGUGUCAACUCUUUCCUGGUCUAUCUGGCUUAUAAAGACGUUUUCCAGCUCACUGACGCUCAGGUGUACGAGGUGUUCAGUGUGAUCCGCGACCUGGGGGCCAUCGCUCAGGUGCACGCCGAGAACGGAGACAUCGUAGCUGAGGAGCAGUGCAAGAUCCUGGAGCAGGGGAUCACUGGGCCUGAAGGCCACGUGCUGAGUCAUCCUGAGGAGGUGGAGGCGGAGGCUGUGAACCGCUCGGUGACCGUGGCCAAUCAGACCAACUGUCCCCUGUACGUCACCAAGGUGAUGAGCAAAAGCGCCGCUGAUGUCAUCGCUCAGGCGAGGAAGAAGGGCACCGUGGUCUACGGCGAGCCGAUCACUGCCAGCCUGGGAACGGACGGUUCCCACUACUGGAGCAAGAACUGGGCCAAAGCGGCCGCCUUCGUCACCUCCCCCCCCCUGAGCCCCGACCCGACCACACCAGACUAUCUCAACUCCCUGCUCUCCUGCGGCGACCUGCAGGUGACAGGAAGUGCCCACUGUCCCUUCAACACCGCCCAGCGUGCCGUGGGCAAGGACGACUUCAGUUUGAUCCCCGAGGGCGUCAACGGCACCGAGGAGAGGAUGUCCAUCAUCUGGGACAAGUGUGUGGUGACAGGUAAGAUGGACGAGAACCAGUUCGUGGCGGUGACCAGCACCAACGCCGCCAAGAUCUUCAACCUGUACCCCCGCAAGGGCCGCAUCGCCGUGGGCUCCGACGCCGACCUGGUGCUGUGGGACCCGGACGUCACGAAGAUCAUCUCGGCCAAGACCCACAACUCGACUGUGGAGUACAACAUCUUUGAAGGCACAGAGGUGCGCGGCGGCCCUCUGGUGGUGAUCAGCCAGGGCAAGAUCGUGUUGGAGGAGGGGAACCUCCACACCACCGAGGGCUCGGGACGCUUCGUGGCCCGUAAACCUUUCCCUGACUACGUCUACAAGAGGAUAAAGGCCCGCAGCAGGCUGGCAGAGCUGAGGGGCGUGCCCAGGGGACUGUAUGACGGUCCGGUGUGCGAGGUGUCGGUCACGCCUAAAACCAUGACUCCUGCCUCCUCCGCCAAGACCUCACCGGCCAAGCUGCCCAACCAGCCCGUCCGCAACCUGCACCAGUCUGGAUUCAGUCUAUCUGGUGCUCAAACCGACGACAACAUUCCCCGCCGCAGCACCCAGCGCAUCGUGGCGCCCCCCGGUGGCAAGUCCAACAUCGCCAGCUUGGGUUAGAAGCUCCAACCUCAGGCGGCUGAGGAGGGAACAGAGAUGUGAGGGGGGUGAAUGGCCGACGGGAGCAAAAGGGUCGAGAAAACCACAUCGCGAUAACCGGGAGAGCCCCGCCCCUUUUCUGCACCGGUGCCGUCCGCUAGCCUCGAUCUUUGACUUCCUCCUCUGCUGCGUGUUCAUGCACCCACUCCUCCUCCUCUUUCCCAGUACCCGACCCUAGAGGACACUGCUAGAAACAAAACGACAAAUAAUGAAAAAAGAGAAAAAAAUGAAAAACACUCCUUAUUUGAGCACUUUUUAAAGCAUUAUUUUGUCUUUUUUUUUAAAUAAUGUACUUUCUCCCUGCCGUGUGUCCUUUGGAUGUUUGUUAUACUGUUGUUUUAAUAGAGGGGUCGAGACUAAGCUGAAUUAAUACAGUUCAGAAAAGAGGAUACAUUUCAUGCAAGACGUCCAUUAUAUUUCCAUUUUCACUUUUUUCCCGGUGCCUGGGUCCAAACCCAGUUUGGUUAUUUCCUCAUUCUCGUUUCGAAAUAGGCCCAAACAGUAGGUUUGCUUGAAAUUGAAUAGUCUCGCGGUUUAUUCAACUGACAAGAAUCUAACACUUCCAUCAAGCCUGUGACUACCUGUGAUUCGUGUUGUGUUGCAUUUCAAUCGCUUCACUUUCCAGGGGCCUCGCCGUCCAUCAACGCAGCCGCUGCGAUCAACAUGGAAUUGAUUAUUUGCCACGAGGAGCGGCCCGGGGAUUUAAAAAAAAAUGUAGCAACACAGGAAUCCUUUUGACAAGAGAGUUAGACUCCUUGAGUUCGCCCAUCUGUGGCUGAGCUGAGGUACAUGAGUGAAAGAGCAUAUUUCAGUAUUUGGCAGCUGCGAUUAGAGUCUGUGAGUCGACGGGGGGGGGGGGGGGGGGGGCAGCAGAAGGAGCGUUUGCAGGUAGUAAAUAGAGCGUUAGGCCUCGUCUCUGAGCACUAGGGCCCUCGUCAAGUGAGAGGAUUGAAUGAAAAGAUUUAGGAAAGAGAGUCGGCUCAUGGCCUUAUUGCUUCUUAACGGCGUCCUCGUAGAAAAAGUUUGCGGAAGGUGACGUUCACUACGCAGCUACUUCUUUUCCAGUUUGUGAAUUGCAACGGUACAAAUUUGUCUUUUUCAACAGCUACUGAAGCAGCCGAUAACCGUCCCAUCACCAACCAGUGCAUUUACACACAGAAUGUUUCUGACUCUUUUGUACUCAUCGAGAUCCCUCUUUCCUUUUCCAAUCUUUAUGUGCCUGAACCCACAGAAGUUGUACCGAUAGUUUGAUCUAUUUUGUUUCUUUUUUUUUCUUUUCUUGUGUUGGUGUUCUUAAUUGAGGUAAGUGAAGGAUGUAAGAUAAAUUAAAGAUGUAAAAUAGCCAGGAUUUAACCGAUUCUAAGGUGCCAGAUUUUGCGCUUUCAUAGGGCCUCCUCUCCCGGGAGGAGCUCCCGUUAAAGAUGAAAACCGCUCGAUAUCUUGAAAAUGUUCGAAUGUCUUAGAGUUUUUAAACUUGUCGUCAAACUGCUUUUUUUUCCUAGCGUCACCCUGUAUUUAGUUGCCUUAGGGCUGAGCACUAUUGAUUUUACGCUUGAAAGUAGCCAUGAGCUAAUGUACUUCUGACUAGUGUGCAGUGUUGAUGUGCGAGGGAUGGGACACCCCACAGGCUCCCGUACGGGUCUCUCUUCUGUCCUGGACGAGCUGUGCUGAGCGCUCACAUGUUCAUUUUGUCUGCUUUUUUUUUGGGGCCCGAUCUGGUUUUCAUUAAGCCAAGCAAGUGAUUUCCUGUGUUACCUCUUAUGUCAACAAGGUCUUGGCCACCAUCGUCCUGCAGCUUCUUUUUUUAUUUUUUUAUGAGUCAACACGGAGCAACAAGCUCAGCCUGACACAGACACAACCAGGGGGCCGGUUACGUAAACGUAGGUUAUGACUCAGACUUUUCUACCAACUCGUUUUGAACUACUAUGACACUCGUACCAUAUGUACCUUUCAGAAUACCACACUCAUUUAUAUUGUGUUUGGUAUUCUGUAUGUUUGAAAUCAAGCCCCAAACCCGAAGUUAGUUAGCUACUUAAACAUGUUCAAACAAGUCUUUGUGUUGUUGUUUGAAACUCCAACACAAAAUGUCAUUUUAGAAAUCUGAUCCUGAUCUCAGUGGAAAUAAUGAGUGUAUCUGUAAAUGUCCAAACUUUGACGAGCUACAACACACAUGGCUUUUAGCUAGCAAGUCUGUUUUUAUGCAACUGGCCCCUGAUUCACACUCACACACACACACACACACACAAACACACACACAUUUACACACAGUUACACCAUCUCUGUGCUUUCAACUCCAUUCAGCCUGCCCCUCCUCCCCCCUCAUCUAAACGGACGCCUAUAGAAGGGAAAGAGUCCUUCAGCAUUACAAAUGGUGGAUGCAUGUGAAGAAUCUAAAGCUGGGAGGGGGGGGGGGGGGGUCAAUCCACGCCUCUGAAGAAUUCCAAGAUGAGACCAGAUAAGAAUUGGAAACUCCAUCUCCACAGCAACUUGAACAUCACAGAACCUGGGUCAAGAUGGAGGGAUUCAUGUUCCCACUUCCUUUUCACUGUGGUCGACAGUUUCCUCUUUGAAGAGGUCGUAGUACUACUGUAGUACUACUACUACUAUACUAGUCUGGUACUGCAGGCGGGAGCGUGGACGACCUCAAACACUGAUUUGUUGUGAUAUUUUUUCAAAUCCGUCUUUCUCUUCUAUUCAUUCUCCCUGUCCUUUUUCUCUCUCUCUCGUUCUCCACCCCCCUGUCUCUCUCUCUCUCUUCUCUCUCUCCUUCUCUCCACCCCUCCCUCUCUCUCUCUCUCUCCCCCCUCUCUCUCUCUAUCUCCCCCAUCUUUCUUUCGCUCUCUCUCUCUCUCCCCCCCCGACUCUCUCUCUCUCUCCCCCUCCCUCUCUCUAUCUCCCCCCUCUUUCUUUCGCUCUCUCUCUCUCCCCCCCCCCCCCUCUCUCUCUCCAUCACUCCCUUCCUCUCCUCCCCUGGCUCUGUCGUUGUUUCUGGCUGUCGCCGUGGUGACAGACCCCUCCACACUCUCAGGGUUCUGCUUUUUGUUUGUCAUGGCAACCCCUCGUCGGAUCGGAGGUUGCCAUGAGCAACAGCUUGGAGCACGCACAGACACACACACACACACACACAACACAACACAACACCGACACACACACACUUUUAAAAUAAGUCUUUGACAGUGCUGCACCGCUUCAACAUAAUCCGAGUUGUGGAAUCUGCUUGAAAAGAAUCUAUUAGAGUUGAAAGCACACACAGACACACACACACAAACAAACACACACACACAGACACACACACACCCUGAAUGCUGUGCACCCCAUGUCUGAAGAAUUGACCUGGAUGUUAGAAACCCGCUGUCACCUCGUCCUCCUCACCGUGUCCCAUGCCUCCUCAGUUUGCACACAUCCACUAAACCACACACUUAUAUUCCUGUAACGCUCUGUCGGCUUGGAUGCUUUUUCUACGCCUUAUUAUGCUAAUGAUAUAUGACUGAUAUGUAUGUACACUACGUGACUGAGAGGAGCGUCCGUCCCGUUCCGAGGUCGUCUCUUGAUUCCCCCUUCUAGCCCCCCCCCCCCCCAACCCUCUGUAAGAAGCCUGUGCCCCCUUUGUGAAAGUGAAACUGUGUGAUGGUAUUUCGUCUUGGUGGCUGUGGGAUUUCCUGGGAUGCUUGCUCGAUGUGGAAAAAGUGUCAAAUCCCAUGGAUGGUGAUGUAAAAAAAAAAAAAGAAACAAAAAAAAACAACAACAAGGAUUUCAAAGAAUUAAAAGCGAGAACAAAAAAAAGAAUAAAAUCUCUGUUUCGUUUG
Platichthys flesus (European flounder) is the source of this 6148-nucleotide messenger RNA. RefSeq names its product dihydropyrimidinase like 2b (gene dpysl2b). Gene Ontology annotation, molecular function: hydrolase activity, acting on carbon-nitrogen (but not peptide) bonds, in cyclic amides. Bases 357 to 2303 code for a protein of 648 amino acids. NCBI's taxonomy places the organism in Eukaryota, Metazoa, Chordata, Actinopteri, Pleuronectiformes, Pleuronectidae. The transcript is spliced from 14 exons. Gene Ontology annotation, cellular component: cytosol; cytoplasm. The record is from RefSeq and is a predicted model, not a curated record.